AUGAUGAAAACUAACCAUUCAAACGUAAGAAGCAGUUUUGUGUACAGUGAGAAAGUGAACGAACUCGUAGAGAAAGUUAUUUUUUUGGCCAAGAGCUUAUCACACUACAGGAAGAAAUAUGUAACGUUUUUGAAGGAGACUAAGUGCGACUUGGGGGGCGACAAUGGAAGCUACAAGGGAGGGGGGGACAUACGACAAAGAAGCUUAAGUAGGAGCGGCAACAGUGACACAGGCGGGGGCGUAAAAGGAACACGUGGGACAAAAAACUACCCAGUGAAGUGCGCAAAAUACAGCGACGGAAGCCACACAGGAUGCAGCUUCUUCCACGUGUUCACCACUUAUGAAGAAUUCGUGCACGACCUACUACACUUGUGCAGCCACGAAACGGACAUAUACAUAGAAUUUCUGUACGCAUUAAUAAUUAACAGCGAGCUGUUUAAUCACUUCCUCUACAUAUGCACAUUCACAAGUGGAGACAAGGACGACGGAUUCUUGCUGCUUAUUUAUAAGCACUUUUUAACACUCGUUGAGUAUUACUUCUACUUCCACAACUGUCACUAUUUCAACGAGCUGUAUCGUACUUUGAAGGAAAUUUAUGAUAACAAGGAUGUGUGUGAAGCGCAACUGCGAGUACCUCCGAGGGGCUGCGCCUUUUUGCGGAAAAAUGAUAAAAACUGCCUGACCAGUCAGGCAACAUAUGAACAAAACGAUUCGGCCACUUGGACAGAAGGAGAAAACAACUUUUUGUUCAGCUACCCGAACGAAAGCAACGAUUUUGUAAAUUAUGAACACAGCGGUGUGGGAAACAAACAAUGCGAAAUGAAAAGCGCAAAUAGGAACACAAAUCGCUGCUGCUUUGAAGUGAACACAAAUUGUAAAACCUUUAAAGACGAAAAGAAGGACCUUAUUAAUGAGCACAACGUGUCCACUUUUACCAAGGGAGUAAAGGAGAGAGCAGAUAAUGAUUCACGUAGCAAAGCCAAGUGCGAUGACAACACAAUUGAGACGCACAAAAUCACCCAUUCAGGGACGAUUUUACGUAAAUUCCUUUCCCACUCUUCGGGCGGCGCGGAAGGAGACAACCAAGGUGACUUCCAUUGCAACUACAAUUGUGACUUGGACUAUGGGGACAAGAAAAAGAAACACACAUCAUCGCAACGGCAAAUGGCACACCCGUCGAAUGCACUCUUCAAUGUUAACAAUUUUUAUAAAUUAAAAAACAUGUUUUUAAUGUUUAGCAAGUUAAAUUAUGAGCAUCUGUACAUUUUGCUUUAUUUUUCCCUGUCCAUUUUGCCAACACUUUUUCACGUGUACCUCACGAGGGUGUUAACAACGCCACGGGAAGAAUCCUGCAUCAGCCCCUACCUCAUGUACAUAGCCAAAAGGAUAAAGGAGCGCUCCAUUCGUUUCUUUAAAUUUGAAUGUAACGACACAGCAGGGGACAGUGGGUACCCUUGCGGUUCUUGUACAGGACAGGCCCACAAUGCAGUGCAUAGCACUGGCUCGAUUAAGAAUAAGCAUCUUUUUAAGGGGUAUGUGCAAAAGGGCCUUCAUGGAAAGGGCAGGCGGCAUGAAAGGAACCAGCGUGGUGAUGGAGGGUGCAGACAUCAGCGACAUGGUGCGCAUGCCUUUUGGGACGAACCGAAUGACAAGCUGUGGGAACACAUUAACCGCCUGGACGUGCAGGCAAAGUUGGACACGCUGGACAGCGGAGGGGACGCCAACGUGGACUACUCUUCCGUAUUUAGAAGAAACAUAAGCAUGUUGCACGCGUUCGAAAUUAGGGCUGACUUUGAGAGUCUGAACUAUGAGGUCGUGGAUGAGCCAAAGGAGAGGAGUGACAUCGGGAAGAAGCGUAAUAGCGAGAACAAGCCAAAUGGGAACGCUCACAGCGAUUCGCAGAGGUGUGCGAACGAGUCGAGCCCCGCCAAUCAGCAGCAUCACGCCUCCGGGGAAGCCACUUCAAAAGUGGGACCCAAGGAAGGACGAGACAGCAACAUAGACGCAGGGUCGCCGCACGACGCGCAUGAAACAGCUUCCAUCCACAGCGUCCCUCUAAUGUCAAGUCAACACACCCCCUUGUACAAUGCGGAGAAAGAACUACAGGAGGUUUUAAAAAGGAACCUACAAUGGACUCGAAUACACUCAUUUUACCAAAGCGAACUGAAAACACCUCACGGCUUGCAAAACGCAAGUGGAUUGAAGGACUUUAUAAAAAGCAUAAGUAUUAUGUGCAGCGAGCAGUUUUUCUCCUUUUAUAUGAACAGGAUAGAUAUGAAAAAGUCAACCCAAGGAGAUUACCACCUUUUACAAGUGGACCAGUGCAGCACCACAUCCAUGAAGCACAAGACAGAAGAGGAGGCACAUUGGGCUGAGCAGCAGAUGAGGCAUCCAGGAAACCACCUGCACAUGCCAAGUCUGCACAAGGACACCACACUAAUACAUAACGAUUAUAUAAAAAAAAAAAUUAAAAGAAACAGAUUGUAUACAUACAAAAUUUUUAACAACCAAAUUGAGACUCUCCUAAAUUCAAAAGAGCUAGCUGAAUAUAUAAAAAAGCAAAAGGAAAAUAAAAAAAAAAAAAAAAAACAUCAGCAAGAAAAAAAAAAGGAAAAUUUCAUAUAUAUGCAAUCGCAGGGUGGUUGUCCACUACUAAAUAAAAAAAAUAAAAAAAAAAUUUCAGACGUACCUUUUACCUUUGCGCAGAAUAAAAAUGACAACUUCAUUGAAUCGGAUUGCAACUCGUACGAAAACAGUGACUCCAGUGAUAACCUUUCCUUGUAUAAUUACGCAAAGGAAUUCUACGCAGAUAAUGGGUUCAACAUAAAUGAGUUUGUCUUUUUUGUAUUAAAUACUUUUUACCUCUUCAUGCAUAUUCACAAUGUUUAUUUUUCUUGCACCUACUUGAAUGUGCUUCUUUCUUAUUCUAUUAAGUUAGUGUUUAAGUAUAGCGAUCGGUGUGUUGGCUCUCGACUGUCACGCGUUGUGCGCGGCCACCUACCAGACAUUCAAGCCAAGCCACACGAUACACAUGAGGAAGACAUAUUGCCUUUCAUGACACACAAUCGGAUGAAGAAGAUUGCACGGAAGGGAUCAAGUGUACGCGUGAUGAAGUCUCACACUCAGGAAGGAGACAUAAAUGGAACAAUUAACAACCCCCAGGAAGGAAGCGAAUGGGAUAGGAUAAAUGAACUCAGCCAAAUGAUAUUAAGGAAGAAAAAAUUUUUUAAUAAAAAAAAAAAAAAAGAAAAAAAAAACCUGAAUAGUGCCUUCUCCCGUACGUCCAACAAAUAUGCAAAUAAAAAUACCUUACUCAUGAACACAUUUGAUAUAAUUGUAAAUUCUUUCCUGGAUCUGUGCAUUUCGCUUUGUAGUGUCGACUUCAAUUGUGUGAGUGACAAAAGGAAGCGCUUGAACAGAAGUUACUUUUGCAAUUGCAUUUGUAUGUACCACCACAUGCUGAAUAGGCAAUACAAGGAAUCUGCUGUCCGCAAAUUUAAUCAAGCCAAUUAUAAUAACUCGCUGGAAGCUUACCUUUUCUACUUCGACGAGCUGAAGAGACAUGCUUUGUUUUCAGAACGGUUUCCUCAGGAGGGCAAGAGGGAGGUGCAGGAGGAGGAGGACGAUGAGGGGGGGGGUAGAGACUCCCGCAGUGGAUAUAAUCGGAGUGACAGUACUCAUAUCACUAACCACAGCGACGCAAGUGGGUACAGUCUCUACUUCUCACAGGACAAGCGAAGAAGGGAUACCCCUCACUUGGGGGUCAGCAAAAGGGACACGCACAGAAACAAGGAGCAUGAUAAAAGCGGUGAGCUAGCCGAAGGGGUGAAAAAAAAUGGCGCUGCAAAAAGACUGUUAAAAAAAAAAAAAAAAAUGGACGACUCCAUCUUUUCCUACAUGAUGAUGGCCCGAGCACGUGACAACAUCACAAAUGACAUUUCAUCCUCCAUGAACGAAACGGAAGAAGAUCACGACAGCGAUGAUGGACCGAUCGACUCAAUCAACACAAGCAGCGAUGGAAGCUUUCUCUUUUUAAAAAAAAUGAAAAAAAAAAUAAAAAAAAGAAUUUACCUGGACGAAAAUAAUAUUAUAAAGAUGUUAACCAGUGUAGGCUGCAUUUUCAUGAACAAUAUAAAAUAUAGUGUUGGCAUUACUAUAAGUAAUUUAAAGAGAAUACACAAACAUGGUUCUUCAAAUGAGAAGGACAACUUGUUUAACCAUCUCCAUGGUGUGUUUUAUUGGCAGAAAAAAAAUGCCCACUUGGCGAACAUUUAUAAUCAGUACUUUGUGUCUUUUUUGUUCUUCUUCAAAAUACACUACCUUUUUUUUUUAAUAAAAUAUAAAUGCGAACAUGAGAUUUUUUUGAAGGCCUACUGGUUCCUCUACGCUGUUUAUUCCAUCACGCAGGGGGGACAGUAA
Plasmodium fragile is the source of this 4419-nucleotide messenger RNA. RefSeq lists its product as uncharacterized. The transcript has 3 exons. The coding region runs from base 1 to 4419 and encodes 1472 amino acids. NCBI's taxonomy places the organism in Eukaryota, Apicomplexa, Aconoidasida, Haemosporida, Plasmodiidae. The record is from RefSeq and is a predicted model, not a curated record.